This is a messenger RNA of Astyanax mexicanus (Mexican tetra), 1148 nucleotides long. It is a transcript of the gene rgs18, whose product is annotated as regulator of G protein signaling 18. NCBI's taxonomy places the organism in Eukaryota, Metazoa, Chordata, Actinopteri, Characiformes, Acestrorhamphidae. The coding region runs from base 160 to 873 and encodes 237 amino acids. The transcript is spliced from 5 exons. The record is from RefSeq and is a predicted model, not a curated record.
CACACUUGAUGCCAAUCUCAGGGUUCAGAAGUUUGCACAGUUAUAAAAGUUCGAUGUCUUGGCGUCUACCUUCAUAAAAGAGAGAGAGAGAAAGAGCGAAAGAGAGUGAAAGAGAGAAAGUGAGAGAGUCAGAGCGAGCGAGCCAGAUAGAGGAAGAGCAUGGAGACCUUUGUCUUUCUGUUUCCUCAAUUCAACUUCUCUGCCCCCAAGGAGGAAGCGUAUUUCAAAAUGCUCGGCGAGACCGAGUUGCGCGCCUCCAGAAUGAAAGACAGCAACUCAAGAAAUAAAGAUAAAGAAAAGGAGAAGGACAAAAAAAGCAGACUGAGUCUUCUGCUGGCCAGGUCUGGAUCUCAUGAAAACGUCAGCCCUGAGAAAAAUCCACCAGCUAAAACCAACCACAUCCCACCUGAGGUGGCUUUGAGAUGGAGUGAUUCCUUUGAAGAUCUGCUGGGUCAUCCAGAUGGAGUGGAGGCUUUCACGAAGUUCCUGCGCACCGAGUUCAGUGAGGAGAACAUUGAGUUCUGGCUGGCGUGUGAGGACUACAAGAGCACAGAGUCCACUACCAAACUGCAGUCCAAGGCCAAGCAGAUGUACGCCGUGUUCAUCGACACAGAGGCCCCCAAAGAGAUUAAUAUCGAUCACUCGACCAAGCAGACCAUUCAAAAGAACAUCGCCCAGCCCACCCAGUCUUGCUUUGAUGCAGCACAGACCAAAAUCUACGCCCUGAUGAAGAAGGACUGCUACCCGCGCUUCCUCGCCUCGGACAUCUACCUGAGCCUGACCAAGAGGAAGGGUCCUGUAGCGAUGACCAGGAGGAGGUCCCGAUCCUUCGUCUUUAACGAGCGGGGUGACGCCACUACGCCCUGGUUGUAGCUUGUCAGGAGACCCUGUUGCACCAUCAUUGACUUGACAGACGCCUGCUACAUGUGUACAUUAACAUUCACAGCAUUAGGAAGCAUUUUCAUGUCAAAAUACUAACAUUAUCCAUAAAUUAUUUAAUUGAUUUCUCUUUGCUGGAGAUUCCAUGCUAAGCUAUUUCUGCCUACAUGAUUAGAGUCUUUCCUCUGACUUGUAAAUUGUAUAUAUAAAACCUUGUGUCAUAAAUCAUUGUAAAAUAAAAUAUAUUUCAAUAAAUAUAUUGAAUUAUC